AUGUCUCCAACAGCAACAAUAGUCCAGUGUCUGGAUGGCUGCGGACGUUCCGGCACUUUGGUGACAAUCGAAGCGCUUCUAAUGCAUUUGCUUCGAGGUUCGGCACGAUACGAUAAGUUAGUGCUAACGACAUCAGUGUUCGUCCGGUUACAGCGUCGUCACGCAAUCUCAUCACCGUUACAUUAUUUGUUCAUUUAUCGCACACUGCUGCACUGGAUGCAACCAUAUAUCACCUCAGUGACCACUCGUUUUGUCCUUGGUCUCAUCUAUCCGGAAUGGGGAUUCGUUGGCAAAUACGAGAAGAUGAUCGCUUCUCGACAUAGGUUUUGA
Gongylonema pulchrum is the source of this 330-nucleotide messenger RNA. NCBI's taxonomy places the organism in Eukaryota, Metazoa, Nematoda, Chromadorea, Rhabditida, Gongylonematidae. The record is from the annotation of a GenBank genome assembly.